This is a messenger RNA of Aspergillus caelatus, 819 nucleotides long. RefSeq names its product GNAT family N-acetyltransferase. Gene Ontology annotation, molecular function: acyltransferase activity, transferring groups other than amino-acyl groups. Lineage: Eukaryota; Fungi; Ascomycota; Eurotiomycetes; Eurotiales; Aspergillaceae. Bases 92 to 730 code for a protein of 212 amino acids. The record is from RefSeq and is a predicted model, not a curated record. The transcript has a single exon.
GCACUCUUUCCGGCUAAGUCUCAGAUUCUCUUCAGAAGUUGAAAUCCCACCCUCCAUCUGAAUUUUAGAAGAAGAUACGUAUUAUACCAUAAUGGCCACCACCUUCAACAACCCUUUUCGGUCCAAGCGACUAGCUUAUCGAGCCGUUGAAGAUACACCAGAAGACGACGAUUUCAUUCACUCCAUCCAGUCAGAUCCCUUGUCGUACGCGACCUCAAACACAACACUGUUGAAACCUCAAACAAAGCGUGAUACAUUGAAUGGCUACAAGAAACAUCUCAUGGAGGAUGCAAUUUUAGCAGUUAUAAUUUUGCUACCAAUCCAGAAUAUCCAUGGCCAGCCUGGUACGGGUAGCCCGGAAAUCUGGACGCCGAUCGGGAUUAUUGCUCUCAAAAAGGAUGAACCGGGUCACGACCAUCAUCGCAAAAGUUCUAUCAGUAUUGAUAUUGCCAAGCCCUAUCAGAAUCAUGGCUACGGAAGCGAAGCGAUUGAAUGGGUGGUAGAUUGGGGGUUUCGGAAAGCUGGCUUGCACCGCAUCGCAGUUGAAUCUUUCUCCUAUAACCCAGGUGCAACACGCCUUUAUGAGCGCUUGGGAUUUCAAUUUGAAGGACGGCAAAGAGAGGCUAUCUGGUACGAUGGAGGUUGGCAUGACAUGUUAAUCUUCGGUAUGCUAGACCGAGAAUGGGAAGAACAGCAACAGAAGAAGUCGAAGGAAGGGUCAAGUGAAUAAUUCUAAUCCACGGUCAGAGGAAGAAUAUCUCCAAUGUUACUAAGCAAUAAGCUAGGAGGUUGUUAAUGGACCCAUUGAUCUAGACACAA